AUAACAAAAAUAUAUGUAUAAAUGUAAUUUAUUGUAGAUUUUCUUACUUUCGUUUGUGAGAUUUAAAAUCUCCUCCUCCCUUUUUCUGUUAACAAAAUGGACCAACGUCAACUUUCAUCGUCAUAUUGCAUGCGGACUAUUGCAAUUUGCCACCUCCUCGUUAUUUUCACUAUCAUACAUUCUGCUUCAACUUAUAAUUUGGAAGCUCGUUUACCACUUUUCAAAUAUGGACCAGAAUUGAGCAAGUUCGGUUUUAGCGUUGCACAGCACAGAACCACGACAGAUGAUGCAACUGGUGUAAAAAAUACAUUACUUGUGAUUGGAGCUCCUACUGCUAGUGCAAUUAAUUCACAAGUUGGUGCAAGAACUCCUAAAAACCCAGGGGGCGUUUUUUAUUGUCCUGUAUCCACCGAUCCCCUCGAUUGUACAAGAGUUGAUAUGGAUGCUGGUGGUGACAUUUCUAUAGGAGAAAAAAAGCUGGUGAAAAGUAAUCAGUGGCUUGGAGUUAGCUUGAAGAGUCAAGGUCCAGGGGGAUUUCUCAUUUCCUGUGCACAUAGAUUUACUCAGCAUCUUUUUACCGAAAAAAUAUCAAGAAACGACGAAGUUGAGAGAAUGUGUGGAAAAUGCUUUCUUUUAAAUGCAACCAGAAAUGAUAGAGUUGUUGAAGUUUCGCCAGACAGUCCAUUGCUUCCUAACGAGUUUAUAUCUUCACCCUGUGAUUCAAUGGAAUCUACCGCAAGUUUGCUCAGUAGCAAACGUAGAUAUGGAUAUAUGCAAGCUGGGACCUCAAUUUCUCUUCAUGCUGAUCAGUAUAUGCUGGGAGCACCAGGAACAUGGGCAUGGACAGGUGCAGUUUUUGACAUGGACAUGGAAGUUGGAUCAGGAAAUCAUAUGGCACAAAGUCCCACAUGCUUCAGAGACAGAAAUGAAAUGGGAUCUCUUGGUGUGAAAUGCAAAAAAAUUCCUGUUAAAAGGGACAGCUAUAUGGGAUUUUCAGUUGCUACAAGUGAUGCUAUUGGUACUGAUUCUGAUGAACUAUAUUAUGCUACUGGAGCUCCAAGGGGUAAUGACACAGGAGUUGUUAUGUUUUUUCAAAAGAUAAAAGUGGACAGUGGAGAAAAGAAACUUGAACCAGUUCCUAUACACACAGUUGUUGGGGAGGCUAUUGGAUCAAGUUUUGGAUAUGCAAUUGCACUGACUGAUAUUAAUGGUGAUGGUUUGGAUGACUUAAUCGUAGGGGCACCUCAAUAUUAUGAAUACUCCAAUAAAAGAAAGAGAGGAGGAGCUAUUUACAUUUAUGAAAAUGUUCCAAGAAGAGGUUUCAGUAACGUUGGUGCAAGAAAAUUUUAUGGACCUCUGGAUUCAUUUUUUGGUCACUCUAUAGAACCAUUGGGUGAUAUUGAUCAGGAUGGAUACAAUGAUUUUGCAGUUGGAGCACCUUAUGAAAAUGAAAAUGGCACUGUGCACAUAUUCAGAGGUGCGCCUGAUGGAAGAGUGAAAGAGUCUCAAACUAUCAAAGCUAAAGAUUUUACACAAACACAUGAAGAUGGGAAAGGAGAUAUUGUUGGAUUUGGUGCAUCAUUAUCUGGACAAGUUGAUGCAGAUAGCAAUAAGUAUCCUGAUUUACUUAUCGGAAGUCUAUCUGAUCAUGUUGCAUUGCUCAGAUCUCGCCCAAUCAUACAGGCAGUAAUGAGUUUGGAUGUAAAAACUGAUGUUCUUGAUUUAGAAGAUAAGAAUUGUGCUUUUGGUGGGAAAGAUUAUUCUUGUUUCGAAAUGUCAUAUUGUUUCAGAUAUACAGCAAGACAUAAAGAAUAUCCGAGAGAGGUUAAAAUUGAAUACAAACUUACAUUAGAUGACAUACAACAGAAGAAAAGAUCAGCGCGUGUCAAUUUUGAUUCUCCGACUGGACCAUCUGUAAUUGAAUCAAAAUACACAAUACCUCGAUCUGGUAAAAAAUUUUGUCCGGAACAGGAUGUUCACACUGUAUAUUUCAGCAAUGGUGUCAAAGAUAAAUUAAGUGAUAUUGGAAUAAAAAUUGAGUUUAACUUGGACUGGCCUAAAAUUGAACGUGAAGAAGUUGGUGCAGAGGUUUUUCCAAUGAUAGAAGACCCGAUAUUAGAUGCCGAUCUUGAUAAGAAGAAGACAGCAGUCGUUAAAAUAAAAACUACCUGUGGGAGUGACGGAUGUCAGAGUAAUCUGAAAGUAUCUGCAUCUAUGCCAAAAGAAGUUGAAAUCGGUGAGGGUGUUACAUUACCUGUAACAAUUGUUGUGAGCAAUGAUGGAGAAGAAGCUCAUGAGGCAUUCAUUACAAUGUCUCUUCCACCUAGAGUUGACUUUGACUCAUUCUCAGUUAAAGAACCUUCAACUCCUGGAUUGUUGUGUUAUGCACAAUCAUCUGGUGAAUCAUCUUUUAUCCGAUGUGAUCUUGGAAAUCCAUACAAGCCUGGGAUGAAGGAUGAAAUUGUGAUCCCACUUGGAGUUUCAAGAAUAACAGCAGAAGAUAAAAAGAUUGAACUUCAAAUCGGAGCACAUACUUCAAGCGAAAAUCCAGAAAUUCCACCAGUUGUCUUGAAAGCAAGAGUUAUGAUUGAACUGGAUAUUUCUCUAAUUGUAUUUGCACAACCUGAACAGGUCAGAUAUAAGGAAACACUAAUACUUGGUGAAAGUGGAAUGAAAAACACUGAAGAUAUUGGACCAUUGACUAUUUAUACAUUUAAUGUGCGAAAUGAAGGUAAUAUUCCGGCUUCUGAUCUUAAUUUGAAUGUCCAGCUUCCUGCUGAAAUUCAUAAUGGAAAGUGGUUACUUUAUCUUGUGACAGCAGAUGUCAAUGAUGGUGGAAUACAGGCUGCAGGAGACUGUGGUAGCAGCAAUGUCAAUGUACUUCAACUAGAGCCAUCCUUAGUUGCUGCCAGUACAAGUGGAAGAUCCAAGCGGGAAGCAGAAAGUCUUGCCCAGGCUCAACCAGAGGCUGAAGCAUCAUCCAGUGGAAGUGGAUAUAUCAGUAAAAUUACUUUAGCUUGUGACAAAAAAAAUACUCGUUGUAUCAAUAUAAAAUGUAAUCUUGAUGAGAUUCCCCCUCUUGCAACAACUUCAGUGGUAUUACAGAUUCAUGUUUGGGAACCAACCUUCCUUGAAGAAUUCAAAGAAACUGAUCUUGUGUAUAUUCAAACUCAUGUUAAUAUAUCUACUGAUGCUGAUAAUAUAAGAUUCAAAGAAGACAAGAGUAUCGGAAUGGUGCAAACAACUGUGGAUCAUGAGUUUUUCAAAAGUGAUGUUACGUCCCAAUUCCCAUGGUGGUAUAUUUUAAUCGGAAUCAUACUUCUUCUCAUAAUAUAUGUUCUAAUUAUAGUUUUGCUGGUGAAAUGUGGAUUUUUCAGGCGUAAGAAAUUUCCUCGUCCCGAGAAUGAAAAUGACAGAACAGUGUUAGUAGAAGAAAAGGAAUAUGAUGACGAGAGGAUAUGAUUCAGCAAGUGACAUGCCUUGGAGCAAAACAGCCAAUAUCAACAUCAUAUCACGUCGAGCUGGUCUGGACUUCCUGGGAAGAGUCUGCUAAAAUUAUGUUGAAAAAAACGUAUUUUGUUUUGUAACUUUAUUGAGCCAAACCGAAAGCAUUUAUUAUUUUUAGCUGUUAUUCUUUCAUGACUCUAACAGUCAGUCAACAUUUUUAUUCAUCAAUUUGUGUCUCUUUAUGUUAAUUACUUACUUACCAAUGAGAUUAUAUAAUCUAUUUUAAUAUCUGUAAUAUUGCGUCUGAAAAACGACCUAACAAUUUGCAAUUUUUUGACAAGCCGCUUGCAAAUGAAUAACAAAAUUGUUAUGCCUCUUGUUUGUGA
This is a messenger RNA of Styela clava, 3833 nucleotides long. Its product is annotated as integrin alpha-6-like. Gene Ontology annotation, cellular component: external side of plasma membrane; integrin complex. The record is from RefSeq and is a predicted model, not a curated record. Lineage: Eukaryota; Metazoa; Chordata; Ascidiacea; Stolidobranchia; Styelidae. Gene Ontology annotation, biological process: integrin-mediated signaling pathway; cell-cell adhesion; cell adhesion mediated by integrin. Gene Ontology annotation, molecular function: integrin binding.